AUGAACAGACUUGCAACAAACUUUACACAACUUAAACUGUUAAAUACUUUAACAAAGCAACAACAAAAGAUCAAUAACAACAACAACAAUCUAUUGUCACUUCAUAAUACUACAAUUACAACUACUUUUGCAUCAACACCAGUCUCGCGAUUGGUGUCCAACUACUCUCGCCAUGUACACAAAUCAUACACUCCAACUCAACAACAACCUCAACCACAAACAUCACUGUUAUCAACAGCUGUAAUCAAUGCCGCUGUCACCAUCACCUCAACAUACCCUUCACACAACCUCAACAAGAACAAUCUUCUCCUACUUUGUAGACACUUCACUACAUCCUCUUCGCCACCUCCUCCUCAACAGCCACAGCCACCACCACAGAACAAUAACAACACCGAUCCCUCAAAGGAGCAGCAACCAAAGAAGGAGGAGAUGACGAGUGCACAGCAAAGGGUCAGGAAGUUCACCAGAGAUAGUGGCCUGCUACAGAUGUACAGUAGGAUAACGGACAGACUCAAGUUCGUGUUGACCAGACAUAAGCCGCUGACUUCGGAUCACAUGUUUGCCAUCUUCAGUUGGUUGCUCUUUGGAACUGGCUCACUAAUCAUACUUGGAACGACAACACUGGUCUCUCUCAUACUCUGGAUCGUAAACACAUUCGAGUUCUCAGAAUGGGCUGCCAAGCGUAUUGGCAAGUAUCUUACAACAAACACUGGCAUUAACAUCACGUUCGAGGGCGCACGUGGCGAGUGGAAGACUGGCUACAUCAGAUUGGAGAAUGUCACAGUGUCACGUAAGCCAAGAAGUGAUGAGCAUUUGUCCUCGAUCCAGCUGUCGAUCAAACAGAUCGAUAUCAAGCUCAGCAUCCUUUGGAUGCUUGAGGGCAAGGGUAUCAUCCAGGAGUGUUUGGUGUCCGGUGUGCGAGGUAUCAUUGACCGAAGGACCGAGGGUGUCUAUGUCGGUACCAACAUGAUCUAUCCAAGAAAGAAGAAAUCGCCUGGAGACUUUGUAUUCAACAGACUUGAUGUCAAGGACCUCUUGAUCACCUUUCACAAGCCAGACACAACACAUAGACCGAUGCUCAUUUCGAUCUUUAGUCUAGAGAGCAGUCGCUUCAGGAAGCAAUGGCUACUGUACGACAUCUUCUGCUCAAAGAACAUCGUCGGCAAGUUUGACGGCUCACUCUUCACCUACACCGUGCCACAGCUCCAAACGAUGGACCCAGAGACACUGUCCAAGUUUGAACAGCGCGAGCUCAAGAUUGAUGGAAUGGAUAUUGAGCAUCUGUCAAAGAAUGCCACUGGUCCACUUGGAUGGAUAAAGGAUGGUACCUUUGAUAUCCAACUUAACCUCCUACUACCAAAGUGUCCCGAGCAUGAGAUCCUCGUCGACACUGAGAGUACCGCAGUAGACUAUGGUAUCAUCCCAUUGGAUAGAGAUCCAUUCAAGAACCUACACCUCAAUGUUAAUGUACAAUUGAAUCACUUGUUCUCUGUGGCGCCACUGUACACACCAGAGCUAAGCUAUCUGUCCAAUGCACUGGCACAUCCAAUCGUGGCCUACAUCAACUCGCACUCCAAACACAUUCCUCUGCAGUUUGACUUCUCUCUAAAUCUCCGUCAGUUCAAUGGCGCAUGGACACUGAGCCAAGCGUCGUUCUGGGAAGUGUUGUCCGACUCGGUCGGACGUGAGUUGGCCAACAAAGUCAAAGAAACCAAGAACGUCACCACUCUUCGACAUGUCGCCGGUGAGCUACUCACCGAUUUGAUCGGGUGGGUCAAGCCAUUCAUUGAGAGGAACCGUCAAGAGUACCGAGCACUACUCGAAGAGCAACAAGCAAUGUCACAACGCUUUCAAUUAAACGCAUAA
Acytostelium subglobosum LB1 is the source of this 1866-nucleotide messenger RNA. RefSeq lists its product as hypothetical. NCBI's taxonomy places the organism in Eukaryota, Evosea, Eumycetozoa, Acytosteliales, Acytosteliaceae. Bases 1 to 1866 code for a protein of 621 amino acids. Gene Ontology annotation, biological process: mitochondrion inheritance. The transcript has 4 exons. The record is from RefSeq and is a predicted model, not a curated record. Gene Ontology annotation, cellular component: mitochondrial inner membrane.